AUGGCUCCACAAGAUUUCCAACUCUGGGAGAAGUGCGGUAUUUCUCCAAAGCACAUUUCCCAAGUACAAGUCGAGAAGAUGAUCCACGAAGUCUACGUCCCCAUUAUCAACAAGCAUAUCCGUUCCGGUAAAAGGGCAGAGCAUUUGUUUGCUGCCCAAAGGGAAUCUAUAUAUACAGGAUUCGUUCGCAUCGUCUCGCAGCUACCUCCGUCUGUGUUGGCUCAUGUCCCGAAUCAGAUGGAGGUUGUGUUGUAUAUGUAUGAUCGCCUCAAGUAUAUUCGACAUAACGAUCCUGCGUGGAUGAAAAUCAUGUCGGAACCUGCUGCUUAG
This is a messenger RNA of Penicillium paradoxum, 330 nucleotides long. RefSeq lists its product as uncharacterized. Bases 1 to 330 code for a protein of 109 amino acids. The record is from RefSeq and is a predicted model, not a curated record. NCBI's taxonomy places the organism in Eukaryota, Fungi, Ascomycota, Eurotiomycetes, Eurotiales, Aspergillaceae. The transcript has a single exon.